Messenger RNA from Cebus imitator (Panamanian white-faced capuchin), 1243 nucleotides. RefSeq names its product olfactory receptor 52E2. Lineage: Eukaryota; Metazoa; Chordata; Mammalia; Primates; Cebidae. The transcript has a single exon. The record is from RefSeq and is a predicted model, not a curated record. Gene Ontology annotation, cellular component: membrane. The coding region runs from base 73 to 1026 and encodes 317 amino acids. Gene Ontology annotation, biological process: G protein-coupled receptor signaling pathway. Gene Ontology annotation, molecular function: G protein-coupled receptor activity; olfactory receptor activity.
CCUGUGUGGUGACAUGCAGAUUGGGUGAGCAUAAAUUUCUGUAGACUGUGGACUUAUGCAUUCACAAGCUGGAUGUUACUUCCUAAUGACACCCAGUUUCAUCCCUCCUCCUUCCUGUUGCUGGGAAUCCCAGGACUAGAAACACUUCACAGCUGGAUUGGCUUUCCCCUUUGUGCUGUGUACAUGAUUGCACUCAUGGGGAACUUCACUAUUCUGCUGGUGAUCAGGACUGAGAGCAGGCUACACCAGCCCAUGUUCUACUUCCUGGCCAUGUUGGCCACCAUUGACUUGGGCCUUUCAACAGCUACCAUCCCUAAGAUGCUUGGGAUCUUCUGGAUCAACCUCAGAGAGAUCAUCUUUGAGGCCUGCCUCACCCAGAUGUUUUUUAUCCACAACUUCACACUUAUGGAGUCAGCAGUGCUCGUGGCAAUGGCUUAUGACCGCUAUGUGGCCAUCUGCAACCCGCUCCAAUACAGCACCCUCCUCACCAACAAGGUCAUUUCUGUGAUUGGUCUUGGUGUGUUUGUGAGGGCUUUUAUUUUUGUCAUUCCCUUUAUAUUUCUUAUUUUGCGGUUGCCCUUCUGUGGAAAUCAUGUCAUUCCCCACACCUACUGUGAGCACAUGGGUCUUGCUCGUCUAUCUUGUGCCAGCAUCAAAAUCAAUAUUAUUUAUGGUUUAUGUGCCAUUUGUAAUCUAGUGUUUGACAUCACAGCCAUUGCCCUUUCUUACGUGCAGAUACUUCGUGCUGUUUUCCGUCUUCCUUCCCGUGAAGCCCGACUCAAGUCCCUCAGCACAUGUGGUUCACAUGUGUGUGUAAUCCUUGCCUUCUAUACACCAGCCCUCUUUUCCUUUAUGACUCAUCGCUUUGGCCAAAAUGUUCCCCGCUAUAUCCAUAUACUCCUAGCCAAUCUCUAUGUUGUGAUGCCACCAAUGCUCAAUCCUGUUAUAUAUGGAAUCAGAACCAAACAGAUCUAUAAAUAUAUAAAGAAAAUAUUAUUGCUGGAACAAGGAAUGGAAAAGGAAUAGCAACCAAUGCAGUUAAUUUCUGUAUUUUUAGCAGAGAUGGAUUUUUACCAUGUUGGCCAGGCUGGUCUUGAAUUUCUUAACUCAGGUGAUCUGCCACCUCAGCCUCCCAAAGUGCUGGGAUUAUAGGCAUAAGCCACCAUGGCUGUCCAAGAAUAUUAAAUUUUAUUAGGUGUUUUAUCUGUAUCUAUGGGGAUGAUCUUAUGGUAUCACUCUUUUU